Molecule: messenger RNA, 1564 nt
Organism: Populus euphratica (Euphrates poplar)
Lineage: Eukaryota; Viridiplantae; Streptophyta; Magnoliopsida; Malpighiales; Salicaceae
Gene: SPP1
Product: Phosphatidic acid phosphatase (PAP2) family protein
Exons: 8
Coding region: 273-1496 (407 amino acids)
Cellular component (GO): endoplasmic reticulum membrane
Molecular function (GO): sphingosine-1-phosphate phosphatase activity
Source: RefSeq, a predicted model, not a curated record
AAAUUUAUUCAACCUUUUUGUUUUUCAUCCAUACAAUUUUCUUUUCGUACUUCUUGUUUGUUCUUCCGCCUGGCAAAUCCACCGAAGCCCGGCCGGCUGAAAUUAAGAAUCACAAUAAAAAAUUAAGAGGAAAAAAAAGAGUAGAGUAAACAUUCAAACCUGCCGAGUCCAAAUUCUUUCUUGCGUUGGCUGGUUCUAUUGUUUUCUCCUUUUUGUUUACUUUCUUUGAUCCCUCUUUUUUAGGAGGGGAUUUAAGAGAUACUGAUUAAUUAAUGGAGAGCAUAUCGUUAUGGCAAGGUUUGGCACUUUGUGGGAUUGUGUUGUGGAUUGUUAUAUCUUCAUCCCUUGAUGUCACUCGAAAGCUUAGAACUUUGGUCCAACCUUGGGUUUCUCACCAUGUCAUCACUGGCACUCCUAUCAUCCUCCAGAUCCAGAAAUAUCAGCAUGGAUUUUUGGAUGCUUUAUUCUCUGGAUCAUCCUGUGUUGUUUCUGUGCCUUUCUACACUGCUUUUCUUCCUUUGCUUUUCUGGAGUGGGCAUGGCAAGUUGGCUAGGCAAAUGACCCUUUUAAUGUCUCUCUGUGAUUAUUCAGGAAACUGCAUAAAGGAUGUGGUAUCAGCUCCUCGACCCUCUUGUCCUCCUGUUAGGAGAAUAACUGCCACAAAAGAUGAGCAGGAGAAUGCUUUGGAAUAUGGAUUGCCUUCUUCCCACACUCUUAACACAGUUUGCUUAUCUGGAUACCUAUUGCACUAUGUUUUAUCCUAUACCCAAAAUGAAGAUGCCUCUUUGAAAUUUGCGGGAUAUGCCAUUGUUUGCUUGAUUGUUUGCCUCGCUGGCUUGGGAAGAAUUUACCUCGGAAUGCACAGUGUAAUUGAUAUCAUAGCUGGUCUUGCUGUUGGUUUUGUGAUCCUUGCCUUUUGGCUAUCCGUCCAUGAUUAUGUCGACAGUUUCGUAGUCUCGGGACAAAAUGUGACAACAUUCUGGGCCGCCCUAAGCCUUUUAUUGCUUUUUGCUUAUCCGACACCAGAACUUCCAACUCCAAGCUUUGAGUUCCACACAGCCUUCGAUGGUGUUGCAUUUGGAAUAGUGGCCGGAGUCCAGCAAACCUACCACCAGUUCCACCAUGAGUCAGUGCCCCGCAUAUUUACACCACAACUCACUCUUUCAGCCUUUCUUGGACGAAUGCUCGUGGGGAUACCAACAAUACUCAUUGUGAAGUACUGCAGCAAGGCACUGGCAAAAUGGAUCCUUCCUAUUGUAACAAACACCUUGGGCAUUCCUAUAAAAUCAACCAGCUACAUCCCCAUGCUAAAAGGAUCAGUUACUGGUAAAAAGACGGAAGAGCUUAAGCAAUCAGGUUAUAUUAAGAAGUUACCCGUUUUCUCAUCUCAGGGCUCAUUUGAUGUUGACACGGGCAUUAGAUUCCUCCAAUACUCAGGCCUCGCUUGGUCUGUGGUGGAUCUUGUUCCUUCUCUCUUUUCGUAUCUGAGGUUGUAAAGAUCCUAGGGUGAAUGUAUCAUACCUUCAUCUUAUAUAUAUAAUUGCAUAAUUUUUUUCAUCGAUGA